This is a messenger RNA of Sinocyclocheilus anshuiensis, 4618 nucleotides long. RefSeq names its product adaptor related protein complex 1 subunit gamma 1 (gene ap1g1). The record is from RefSeq and is a predicted model, not a curated record. Bases 329 to 2797 code for a protein of 822 amino acids. NCBI's taxonomy places the organism in Eukaryota, Metazoa, Chordata, Actinopteri, Cypriniformes, Cyprinidae. Gene Ontology annotation, cellular component: Golgi apparatus; AP-1 adaptor complex; membrane coat. Gene Ontology annotation, biological process: intracellular protein transport; vesicle-mediated transport. The transcript has 24 exons.
GCCGCUCGGUUUUAUUCGCGUUUGCUCGGGUUGACUCUGGGCUUCAUUGGAAGUGGAGCGCACAGGCUAAUGCUAAAGCCUGUGCACCGGGACGCUGUCAUAAGCUGGGGCGCUAACGGUCGCUCAACUAUCACUCAACUAUCACUCGAGCUGUUCUUUCACGGGCGGCGUGAAAUCACAGUUAAACUGUGAACGUUUCAAUGGGUUUAAGGUAGAGGUGUGUGUUUAAUCCUCCGUCAAAUCGACGCUCUAUUUGAGGCCCGGCUAGACUCCAGUCAGUUAGCAACGGACACAACGCAGCACUUCAUUCAGAGGAAUAACAGAGAGGAUGCCAGCUCCGAUCAGACUGCGGGAGCUGAUCCGGACAAUCCGGACGGCGCGAACCCAGGCCGAGGAGCGAGAGAUGAUCCAGAAAGAGUGUGCUGCCAUUAGGUCAUCCUUUAGAGAAGAGGACAACACAUACCGCUGUAGAAAUGUGGCUAAGCUGCUUUAUAUGCACAUGUUGGGCUACCCGGCACACUUUGGCCAGCUGGAGUGCCUGAAACUGAUUGCAUCACAGAAAUUCACAGACAAACGGAUAGGAUACCUGGGAGCCAUGCUACUUCUGGACGAGAGGCAGGACGUUCAUCUCUUAAUGACAAACUGCAUCAAGAAUGACUUGAACCACAGUACACAGUAUGUGCAAGGACUAGCCUUGUGCACCCUGGGCUGUAUGGGCUCAUCCGAAAUGUGCCGUGACUUAGCUGGAGAAGUGGAGAAACUCCUCAAAACGUCAAACUCCUAUCUGAGGAAAAAGGCAGCACUGUGUGCGGUUCACGUCAUCCGCAAAGUCCCGGAGCUGAUGGAGAUGUUCCUGCCAGCAACAAAAAACCUGCUCAGCGAGAAAAAUCAUGGAGUUCUCCACACAUCUGUUGUCCUGCUCACUGAAAUGUGUGAGCGAAGUCCUGACAUGCUCUCUCACUUCAGGAAGAAUGAGAAGCUGGUUCCACAACUUGUACGAAUCCUGAAGAACCUAAUCAUGUCAGGCUACUCCCCUGAGCACGAUGUGUCUGGCAUCAGUGACCCUUUCCUGCAGGUGCGGAUAUUGAGGCUACUGAGAAUUCUGGGAAAGGGUGAUGAUGAUUCUAGUGAAGCUAUGAAUGACAUUCUUGCACAGGUUGCAACAAACACAGAGACGAGUAAAAAUGUAGGCAAUGCUAUCCUCUACGAAACGGUUCUUACUAUUAUGGACAUCAAAUCAGAGAGUGGACUAAGAGUUUUAGCAAUUAACAUUCUGGGACGUUUUCUUCUCAACAAUGACAAAAACAUCAGAUAUGUGGCAUUGACCUCUCUACUGAAGACUGUGCAGACAGACCACAAUGCUGUGCAGAGACAUCGAAGCACUAUUGUGGACUGCUUGAAAGACCUUGACGUGUCCAUUAAAAGGCGUGCGAUGGAGCUGAGCUUUGCCCUUGUUAACGGCAACAACAUCCGGGGCAUGAUGAAAGAGCUUCUGUAUUUCCUGGACUCCUGUGACCCUGAUUUCAAAGCGGACUGCGCAUCAGGGAUCUUCCUGGCUGCUGAGAAGUAUGCACCCUCCAAAAGAUGGCACAUAGACACCAUUAUGAGGGUUUUGACAACGGCAGGGAGUUAUGUCCGAGAUGACUCUGUGCCCAACCUCAUCCAGCUCAUCACAAAUAGUGUAGAGAUGCAUGCCUACACUGUACAGAGACUCUACAAAGCCCUCCUGGAUGACAUCUCUCAGCAACCUCUAGUACAGGUGGCAUCCUGGUGCAUAGGAGAGUAUGGAGACCUGUUGGUCUCAGGCCAGUGUGAGGAGGAGGAACCCAUUCAGGUUUCUGAAGAUGAGGUCCUGGAUGUUUUAGAAGGUCUCCUCGUUUCUAACUUGUCCACCCCUGUAACGAGAGGUUAUUCCCUGACUGCUAUCAUGAAGCUGUCCACCCGUUUCAGCAGCCUGAAUCGAAUCAAAAAAGUGGUGUCGAUAUACGGCAGCAGCAUAGAUGUGGAGCUGCAGCAGAGAGCUGUGGAAUAUAAUGCACUUUUCAAAAAAUAUGAUCACAUGAGACCUGCAUUACUAGAGCGAAUGCCUAUUAUGGAAAAAACAGGCACUAACGGCCCAGCAGAGAUUGUCCAGACCAAUGGAGAAACAGAAUCAACCAUACUGGACACAAAACAUCUGCCCAGCAUCACUCAACCAGCCAGUCAGGCAAAUGAUUUAUUAGACCUACUCGGAGGUAAUGAUGUGGUACCUGUUAUCCAAACAACCGUUCCCACAAAGCCUGCGUCAGCUGGAGGAGAACUGCUGGAUCUGCUGGGAGACCUUUCUCUGACAGGUGGUCCGACCCCCACCCCUGCUCCCUCUGUGCCCAUGUCCCAGCCCCCUUUCCUUUUGGACGGCCUCACCUCUCAACCCCUCUUCAAUGACAUUGCAGCGGUCAUUCCGCCAAUGACGGCGUACAACAAAAACGGUCUGAAAAUUGAGUUCACAUUUGAGAGGUCCAACCCCAACCCCAAUGUUGCAGUUAUUACCAUCCACGCCACCAACUCCACCGAGGCUGACAUGACAGAAUUUGUGUUCCAGGCUGCAGUACCAAAGACAUUCCAGCUGCAGCUUCUGUCCCCCAGCAGUAAUGUAGUCCCAGCACUCAACCAGGGAAGCGUCACGCAGGUCAUCAGGGUUCUCAACCCACAGAAGCAACAGUUGCGAAUGCGGAUCAAGCUGACAUACACUCACAAAGGCUCUCCUGUACAAGACCUGGCCGAGGUCAACAAUUUCCCCCCUCAGUCCUGGCAGUGAUUUGCUACCCUUCUCAAUCUUAAAGACCCCCAGCAAGGGAACUAUGGGAAAGAUGUCCCCUCCCCAUUCCCAAAUGAUCCCCCGUGACAUCACCACAGAUCGCUGCCCUGGGGUUGCAUGGGAAGCAGUGGAAUCUUCCUGACACAGUCAAGAGUUGAUGGUAUGAAGACUGAUGAUGAUGAUUACAGUGACAAUGAUGAAGCAAAAUCACAAAUAUCUCAGUACAUAUCUUUUCAUUUGUUUCUUUGCCCGUCUGUCUCUCUCUCUGCUUCGGGGUUAAUGCGAAAUGUCCAUGCUCACACUUGCACUUAGCGCUGUGCACUCUCACUUAAUCUGUCACUGUAGUGCACUCCCACACUCCGGCUCACCCUGCCGCCCAGGGCCCUUACAUGGGGAAACAUCACUCGUGGCCACUAUACAAAGGAGCUGCUUGUUUGAUUUGUCUGUUUUUGUCCAUGUUUUUAAUCUUGUUAAUGGGUUUGGUGUAUUUUAAGAAAAACAAAAACAACAACAUACUGAAUUAAUUGCGAAGUCUGAACAUUUGCACCUUUACGCAUUUCAGAAUCAAGAGGAAAAUGGGUUGUGAUGGCGCCUUAAAUCAUUGUUGUACAUGGCAUUUCUUAAUUUUCGUGUAAAGUUGAUCUAAUGUCCUGUAAUAAAGUAUACCAGGUGAAUGCUCCGGAUACAAGCUAUGUUGUGGCUACACCGUAUUUCACAUGAAACGGUUGUCUGUCAGCGGUAAUGUACACACUAACGGAUCUGUCCAGAAGUGCUUGACCUUCAUCACAUGUAUCAUCAUGAAUAGGCAAGUUCAUACAGCUCAUACCUUGACAUUGAUUUCUAAAUGUCAUCGACAAUGACACUGGAGCGUCUCUUUUUGAGGUGACUGAGAGAGAGAGAGGGUGUUGCUUGUUACUGCUGGCGCGGAUUACAUCACCCAAUAGUUUUGCAUCAUAAAAUCUAGAUUCUAGACACUUUUCCCCAAAACCCUUAAUUUGGCAUUUUGUUGUUUUGUUUGCCUCUACUCAUCACAGAUGGUGUGUUCUUGUAUUGUUUGUUUUUUUAAAUCUUAAAAUACAUUUAUAUAGAUUGAAAAUAGCCUACACUAAAUAAGUUUUAGCGCAAUCCUUAAGGAUCGAAAUCUAUUAAAAAUUUAACGUAGUUAAAGAGCGUGUUCUUGAAAUUCAAAUUGAUUUCUCACUGAAUUAGCACAACUUGAGGCCCGGCGAUGUAUAAUGAGGUUAUGGUCAGCGUAGAUGCUGUAAAUAUAGACUAUGAAUAUAUAAUGCCUUCAUGAAUGUAGUUAUAUGCACCGAAUGGACUUUUUUUCUUUUCUUUUUGUUUGACUUUCUGCAGUGAUUUGAAGUAUGGAAAUAUUGCCUGAACUAAAGCAAUGUGCCUUUGUCAUAACCAGUUAAAAAGAAAGCCCUGAGAGAUGAUCGGUUAUCGUUACAGGAAGAGCAAGAGCGUGAUGUCUGAAGAGUAGAGGACCUUUUUGUUUUGCUGUCAUUUCACUCGAGUUCUCAUCUCGUGUUAGUGUCUCUUCUUGCAGCUUCCAAAGGCAGUUCACAACAUUAACCUGAAUAUACCUCACAUUGUCGUCUUGUUUUGUCUUUGUCGGCUAGGAAGAGCACUAUGAUUGUUUCAUCAAGUCAUGGAAAUGCUCACUUCGCGUCCGUAUCCUCACGUCAUCUCUCGCUUCUUUGUUUCCUUCAUCACUUUGCGUAAUUACAUUCGUUAUGCCACACUAAGUCUGGUAACCAAAUCAAGAGAUGUUCUUUGGGCUUGGGAAAUAUUUUUAGCAAUGUUAUGUAUAUGGAG